Molecule: messenger RNA, 1005 nt
Organism: Cuscuta campestris
Lineage: Eukaryota; Viridiplantae; Streptophyta; Magnoliopsida; Solanales; Convolvulaceae
Source: the annotation of a GenBank genome assembly
CUAUCAUGUCAGAUGUUGGAAGAUUCAGCAAUAUGGCCUAGAAAUUAGAAAGGUCAUAAGACUGGUUUUGGAUCCAGGUUGACAGUGAAUAAUACUUGGUGCUGAAUGAUAUCCUAUAAGAGUAAUGAAAAUACAUGGACCCAUGUUCUAAUAAUACUUGGCGCUGCAAUCACAAUUAAUUGAAGCACUACAAGAACACCUUGACAACAUCUGGAUCAAACGAGAGGAUCUUCAGCCUGUCUUCUCAUUCAAACUUCGAGGAGCAUAUAACAUGAUGGCCAGACUCCCAAAGGAGCUUCUGGACAGAGGAGUCAUAUGUUCAUCUGCUGGCAAUCACGCUCAAGGAGUUGCGUUAGCUGCAAAGAAACUCAGUUGCACCGCUGUAAUCGUGAUGCCCGUUACUACACCUGAGAUCAAGUGAAAGUAGAAAGACUAGGGGCAACCGUUGUCCGGGUUGGGGACACAUAUGAUGAAGCACAAGCAUAUGCCAAAAAGAGGGCCCAAGACGAAGGACUUACGUUUGUCCCUCCAUUUGAUCACCCUCAUAUAAUCAUGGGACAGGGCACAGUUGGAAAGGAAAUCAUGAGCCAAGCAAAAUGUGGCGUAGAUGCCAUAUUUGUGCUGGUUGGUGGGGGUGGGCUCAUUGCAGGCAUCGCUGCCUAUGUUAAGAUGGUGGAUCCAGACGUGAAGAUAAUUGGAGUUGAGCCAAACAACGUGAAUGCCAUGGCUUUGUCUCUGCAUCAUGGUCUGCUGGAUCAAGUCGGGGUUUUGCAGAUGGCGUGGCUGUUAAAGUGGUCGGGGAAGAAACAUUUUGUCUAUGCAGGCAUCUAAUAGAUGGGGUUCUCUUUGUUACCUAGGACGCCAUUUGUGCCUCAAUAAAGGACAUCUUUGAGGAGAAAAGAAGCAUUCUAGAGCUAGCAGGUGCACUUGCUCUAGCAGGUGCAGAGCCCUACUACAAACAUUAGAACCAAAAGGAUCAAAACAUCGUUGUUAUUGCCAGCGGGG